GAAAAGGAGGUACUGAGGGUGAUGCACAGCAUCUCAGAGAACUGACUGGGGAGGAAGCCGAUUGUGAAGUACAGAGUUUAGAGUGGAGUGGAACAUCUGGAUAAGAAUGCUACUGACUGGCAUCUCCAAGCUAGUCACUCUGCAGAGAGCGCUGACCUGCAGUUUCCCUAAAUCACUGCAGGUGUCUGGAGCUUUGUAUAAUAUGAUGAACGGAAACCCUUUCAGGCUACAAGUAUUGGUGGACCGAUGGCCAGACUUCACUUCUGUCGUAUGUCGCCCCCCACUGGAGGAAACGAUGGAGCCCUUGGACCCUUAUAAUGAUGCUUAUUUCCUGUUCAGUAAACACCCAGAAAGUCUGUUCCAGAUGCUUCAUGAUCCCCAAAUAAUAAACUGGAACAAGGAUGUUCAUAUAGAAGUGUGCCAACCAGCACUAUGGGACAUGCUGCACACAAUUGGUUCCAAACAUGGAAGACAGAUGCAGACACUCCGUUUCCUCUUAUGCGUGAGAGAUGAAAUGGACAGCGAGGAACUGGAGCAGAUCAGCAAUGUAAGCACAGGUGAUCUGAUCUAUACAUCACUGUUGCCACAGGAUGCAGCCCUCAAUAAGUGGGAGUAUGGCAGAAAUGAGCGCAGUCUGAAAUAUGUGGAAAGCUGCAUUAAGAACUUCCCUACUAUAUGUGUUAGGAAAAAAGGAUUGGAGCAGCCAAUCGCCUGGUUAGCUACUGACAAAUCUGCGGAGAUAUGUAUGGGGUAUACGGACCCAGCCUACAGGAAUCUGGGGAUUGCACGUACAAUGAUACUGAAACUCUCUGCUGCCAAUUACAAAAGAGGAGCACCUAUCUAUGCAGCUGCUAGUGCAGAUAAUAAGCAAAUACUGGCUGUGGCGAGAAACACAAAAUUCCAAGUUAGAGGUGAAAUAUUAGUUGCUACUAACUUCCAGUAUAAAAGUUUACCUGCCAAUUAAUAAGAAAUGUAUCAUCCCAUUUCCAGUACCUUUGCAUAAACUAGCACCUCUUACUUCUGAGAUGUCCUUGUGUCUGGAGAUUAUGGCUACAAAACAGAGAGAAUAGGAAUGAUGGAAGUUGUUUCAAGACAAAAAAAAGAUUAACUUGCUAAAUAUAUGAAAUAGAAAACUCUCAUCUCAUUUCUUGCUGGAAAAACUUUUAUUGUUUACAUUAUUUAGUUAUUUGCUCACAUAAUAGUCUUCUAUGUUCCAUUUCUCGCUGCUUAAAUUCAAAUGUAGAUGCACCAUCAUAUGUACAGGUACAGCUAUAGCUAGCAUUACCAUGACCCUCUUACUAUAAGAGACUGUGGCAAACAUUAAGGGGCCAAUUUAACAAGCAGUGAUAACCCAUUUUUCAGGCAUUUUCAUCUGAAAUAGGAUUUAUCACUGCUUCAGGCAAUUUACCAAUAGGGAUACCAUAGAAAAAUCGCUGUGCACAUCAUCAUAUCUCCAUAGAUGGGUAUGGAGACUUCGAUGUCUGAACAAUUUAUAAAAGUGUUAUAAGCUCUGUUUGUUGCAGAUUUUGAAAAUAACAUUGCUCCAUUUUAGGAUGAUGUUAUGGAUGCUUACUGUGCAGUCCAGCGUCUGAAGUCCUCCUCAGCUGUAAUGCAAAUGCAUGCUCUUCAGCAGUGCUAUUUUUGUAGAAAAAUAGGUUCAGGAACUCCCAGGGGUGGGCAGAGCUGUGGGGAAAUGUGGGAGGAGCUACAGUGGGUGGGGCAUCUUUGUAAGAAUAAAGCCUUUUCCUAUGUACGAAAACAAAAAUUGUGCACACCUACGGGGCGUGGCCUUGCUGCAAUGGCCAUGGCCUUGCAGAAAAAGACUACCUUAUACCCCAGUUUUGCAAAAUGCACACCCAGACAUUGGCCACCACUGGAGAAAUAAAUAUCCUAAUUCAUGCUCAUUACAUUAUUUGUCAUUUUUCAUCUUUAUGCACAUAUUUUUUUAUCUUUAUUACAGUCUGUGGCACAAUAUGCCACACACCGUAAUGCCCAUUACACAUUGUGCCACACCGUAAUGCCCUUUACACAUUAUGCCACACACCGUAAUACCCACUACACAUUAUGCCACACCGUAAUGCCAUUACACAAUGACACACCGUAAUGCCCAUUACACAAUUUGCCACACACUGUAUCCCCAUUACACAAUAUGCCACACACCGUAAUGCCCAUUACACGUUAUGUCACAAACCGUAAUGCCCAUUACACAAUGACACACCAUAAUGCCCAUUACACAUUAUGCCACACACUGUAAUGCCCAUUACACAGUAAUACACCAUAAUACCCAUUACACAAUAUGACACACACUGUAUUGCCUAUUACACAAUAUUUCACACACCGCAUUGCUUAUUAGACAAUAUGCCAGACACCGUAAUGCAUAUUACAAAUUAUAACACAUACCAUAAUGCCCAUUGCACAUUAUGCCACACACCGUAUUGCCCGUUACGCAAUAUGCCACACACAGUAUAGCUCAUUGCACAAUAUGCCACACACCAUAAUGCCAAUGAUACAUUACGCCAUAUACCAUAAUUCUGAUUACACAAUAUGCCACACACAGUUAUGCCCCACACACAAUAAUGCCACUUACAAAUUAUUCCCCACAGUAAGGGUUAUUACUUUUAAAUUAUCUGCUCAUUGCCAGGGGUUUCAUGCUCUGGCUUCCAUACUCGCUGCCAGGGAUUUCCCUGCUCACUGCCAGGGGUCUCAUGAUCGAUCCACGGGGUUUCCUGCUUGUUGCCAAGGGGUCUCCUGCUCGUUGCCAAGGGUUUCCUGCUUGUUGCCAAAGGCUUUUCUGCUCUCUCUUAGGAGUCUCAUGCUCUUUGUCAAGGGGUUUCCCUACUCACUACCAGGGGUCUCAUGCUCAUUGCCAAGGGGUUUCAUUGCUCAUUGCUAAGGGUUUCAUGCCCAUUGCCAAGGAGUUUCCCUGCUCACUGCCAGGGAUCUCACGCUCGUUGCCAAGGUGUUUCCUGCUUGUUGCCAGGGGACUCAUGCUCAUUGCAAAGGGGUUUCCUUGCUCACUGCCAGGGGUCUUAUUCUCGUUGCCAAAGGAUUUCCUGCUCAUUGCCUAGGGGUUUCCUGCUCUACAGAAAGUUCUGGGAACUGUAGGGGAGCUGUAGUGGCUUGGGAGCACUGUGGGGAGCCCACUGUGUAAAAAAAGGCCCACCCAAAUAGCCACCACGGAGCAGGAGACAGAUGCUAGAGAUCCUACUUGACUUCUAGUGUCUGUCUCAAGCUCCACGGUAACUAUUUUGGGUGGGCUUUUUUUACACAGUCGGCUCCUCCGCAGCUCCUGGUGCUCCUAAGCCACUACUGGGGCUGCGGGGGCUAACUCUAUGCAACCUCCGCACCUGCCCGCACCCACCUACAUUUAAAAAAAAAAAAACUUUUGUAUUUCCUGUACACUACCGAGAGUAUUACUACGUUCUAUGCCAGGAACAUACCAAGCGCUUAAAAAUAUAAUAUUGCUCAUUGUGUACUUAAUAUAAAAUGAGCAAAUGUUGUGUUUAUAUAAUUCAAGGUGACAAUGUGCUCUAACUGACCUCAGAAAAUAAAAAAAAACAAAAU
Molecule: messenger RNA, 3564 nt
Organism: Pseudophryne corroboree (corroboree frog)
Lineage: Eukaryota; Metazoa; Chordata; Amphibia; Anura; Myobatrachidae
Product: glycine N-acyltransferase-like
Exons: 6
Coding region: 107-964 (285 amino acids)
Cellular component (GO): mitochondrion
Molecular function (GO): glycine N-acyltransferase activity
Source: RefSeq, a predicted model, not a curated record